AUGGUUGUGGUACAAAGACCAAAGACAGACAAAAAAAACACGUACAGAAAGCCAGACAGAAAUACGUACAGAAAGACAGACAGAAGAAACACGUACAGAAAGCCAGACAGAAAUACGUACCGAAGGUCAGACAGAAGAAACACGUACAAAAAGCCAGACAGAAAUACGUACCGAAGGUCGGACAGAAGAAACACGUACAGAAAGCCAGACAGAAAUACGUACCGAAGGUCAGACAGAAGAAACACGUACAAAAAGCCAGACAGAAAUACGUACCGAAGGUCGGACAGAAGAAACACUUACAGAAAGCCAGACAGAAGAAACACGUACAGAAAGCCAGAUAGAAGACAAAGGGAUGGUUAUUCAGAUUCCCGAAGAACCUUCUUACCUGUCCAAAUACUGGAUUUUAUUUAUUGUUGCUGUUGUCUUCACAACCAUCGCAUUAGCGAUAUCAAUACACAUUAUAUUGAAAAUGAAAAAAAAAGGAUGUACUCGGACACAGGCACAGGACCAAAUAUGCCUAAACAUAUUGAAUGAUAAUUCAGAAAACGCUAUUUCUAACGAAAUCAUUAUUGAUCCUGCUAACAUGUACAUUCAUUUUACUGAUCCGAAGUACAGA
Molecule: messenger RNA, 616 nt
Organism: Maniola jurtina (meadow brown)
Lineage: Eukaryota; Metazoa; Arthropoda; Insecta; Lepidoptera; Nymphalidae
Product: pre-mRNA-processing ATP-dependent RNA helicase prp5-like
Exons: 5
Coding region: 1-534 (177 amino acids)
Source: RefSeq, a predicted model, not a curated record